CAACGCAGCAGCAUAAAUCUAGUGUCUGUAUUUUCUCUUGGAUCUGGAUCGUGUUUUCUAUUUCAAUUAAGGUUAAGUUUUAAUCGUUUAAAUUUUCACUCUGAAUUGAAAGGAAUUGUUGUCUGACCGUUUUAAUGAAAUUAUUUGGCAACCAUUUAUGUCUGUAUAUGCAGCUUUAAUUCCAGCAUCAUGGCGGUUUUGUCGUCAACGGCUGGGAAAAUCAAAGCUGUACCGACAUCUCCUAGGUAUAGCAGUUAUUGUUACCAAAUUACCACCAAGGUUCCCUACUUACUACACCGAUGCUCCCAAUUACUACACCACUGAGUCACCGGAUCAUUACACAACAACCUACGCUGCCCCAGUUUACUACACUGUAAUUUCCAAUAUUACUCUAUUCCGAGCUAUUAAACUGAUGCUCUAAAAUACUACGCUACAAUUUACAAUAUAUGAUUACCACGGUUUAAAAUACACAAAUUAAUAGUUAAUAAAAAUUAAAAGCCAAACCAUACAAAUUUUGCAAAUUUCCUCCUCUAUCACUCUGCAUCAAUAGGACUAAGUUUUAUUUCAGCCAACUGGCAACGUCCAAGAAUUUUAGUGGUUGAAAGGUGAAGUUGGCUUCCAUCGCUCAUGCAGCGUUUUCAAUUAUCUUUCCACCUAGCACUGUAGAGUCUAGAACUAGACUUAAAAAUGAGUGAGAAAGCCUCAAAUGUUGCAUCAGGAAGUGGUCAGCAACCACAAUCUGAAAAAAGAAAGACGACGUCUACGAAAGAAUGUAUGACAGGGUCCACUCCAGAAAAGAAAAGAUUUACUCCCACCAUACCACCUAAGCGUGAUAGGGUAACAGUUAACAAGUCUGAGCCUCUCAAAGAUGGAAAAUCAGAUGCAAAUCAGCCAGACACAGUUCCUCAAAGGGAAAAUUGUGGCAGGGGUUACGUCAGAAAUGUCAUGGGUUGGCGAGCUGAUCAAGGAUAUCAGCCCCACCCUGAGAACAAGCCUCCAUUACCACGGCGUCAAUAUGUGCAGUCAGAUGGAGGUGUCUUUAGUCAGGGAGUAUCAAACAAGGUAGAUUUUGAUCCUAUCAAGUAUGCUUUGAGUGCUGUUGAUAAAUAUGAGAGUGUACAGAAGACAAACAAAUGUUCACACGCAAGUGUGUCAAAUCCAUCAUCACUACCAACUGUGAUACAGAGGGAAGAAUCACACCAAAUGGAUCAGUUUGUAUUGCAGACGGGCAGUCAAAUAAAGAAUGAAGAACAGGUGAUAGUUAAUCAAAAAAUGAAUGACAAGUUGAAGCAACAUCAAAGAGAAGGUAUCGAAUUCAUGUGGAAUUGUUGCUUUAAAACCAACUCCAAUGGUGGCUGCAUCAUUGCACACUGCAUGGGUUUGGGUAAAAGCCUGCAGGUAGUGACACUGUGUCAUACUGUGCUAACAAACGCUUUGUGCAAGGUGAAUCGUGUUAUGGUUGUCUGUCCGCUUGGCACGGUCUUAAAUUGGGAAAACGAGUUCAAAAUUUGGCUUCCUGGAGACUCAUUUAAAACGUUGAAUGUAUGUGAAGUGGCCAAAAGUAAAGAUAAGGUUGUAAUGGAGCGAAAGAUUUUAAGAUGGUUUGAAAUCGGAGGAGUGUUAAUUAUAGGAUAUGAUACCUAUCGGAUGGUUACCAAAGUGAAAAAACAGCGUUCGGAACAGGAAGAACGAUUAUGGCAAGCCUUAGUUGCUUCUGGACCAGAUCUUCUCGUAUGCGAUGAAGGACAUCUUCUAAAGAAUGAAGACACAUUGCUUUAUAAAGCCUUGAACAGGAUAUCGACGCGACGCCGUAUCAUGUUAUCUGGUACACCACUGCAAAACAAUUUGAUGGAAUUCUUCUCUAUGGUUCAAUUCGUUAAUCGUGGCCUUUUGGGCACUAAUACGCAGUUUGAAGAAAACUUUGUAAAGGUGUUCGUAAAAGGACAAACUGUAGACUCUGAGCUGUCAGAUGUUCGAGCCAUGAAAGUGCGAUCUUUCAUUCUUCAUAAAACGCUAGAAAAUACGCUUCAGCGGUUGGACAUCAACGUCCUGACGCCUUUUUUACCACCCAAACUGGAAUAUGUGGUUUCUGUGAGGUUGUCAGAACUUCAAAUCAAACUCUACAAGUAUUAUUUGGAAAAUUUCACCAAGGGAAGUGCGGUUCAACCAACCGAAAGUAAAGUUGUGAGUGCAGGACUGUUUCACUACUAUCAGAAGCUCUCUCAAAUCUGUACUCACCCCAAAGCUUUAAUAUUGGCUGUCUCCAAAACUGAAGAGGAGUCAGACUUGGAGGAAAAACAAGAAUUAGCGGAUCAGGCGUCAAGUAGUACUUGGUGGUCAGAUCUGGUUUCGGAUGACGAGAUGAACAAAAUCGAUCAUGGUGGAAAAAUCCUUCUUUUGAUGGAUAUUCUAAGACGCUGCGAGAAAAUUGGGGACAAACUUUUGGUCUUUAGCCAGUCACUCGCUACUCUUGACUUAAUUGAAGAAUUCCUGGCCAACAACGCUAGUGAAGUGUCUAAAACUUGGAACUUAAACAAGGAUUAUUUUCGUAUGGAUGGUUCAACCAAACCAGAAAAGCGUCUGGAAUGGGGCACAGCAUUUAAUGAUCCUAAAAAUCCCCGGGCCCGAUUGUUUCUCACUUCCACCAAAGCUGGGGGUAUAGGUAUAAACUUAAAAGGUGCGAACCGAGUGGUUAUCUUUGAUGUCUCGUGGAACCCUUCUGUAGACGAACAAAGUGUAUUCCGUGCGUACAGGCUAGGACAACAUAAGUCGUGCUACGUGUAUCGCUUUGUAGCUCAAGGUACUAUGGAGGAAAUAAUCUUCUACAGACAGGUUGAAAAACUUGCCUUAUCUCGUCGUAUCGUUGAUGGAGAACAAACAGAACGUCACUUUGCAUCGAACGAUCUAAAGUACCUUUACGCAUUUGAUCCUGAUGGCCUCAUACGUUUACCGGACUCUGAUCUUGGGCACGAAAAAUUCUUGCCUCCUAAGGAUGACUUGUUAAGGGAACUCAUGGAAGGCAUGGGAAAAUGGAUUGGCGGUUACCGCGAACAUGAUUGCCUGCUUCAAAACCGGCCCGAAGAUCAUCUAGACGAUGGUGAACAGGAAGCUAUAUGGAAGAUAUUCCAAACGAAGAAAGGUUCUUUUUGUGUCCCAGAAGUUCCGAAGUAAUUCUAAGAAGAGGACUACUUUUGUUUAAUCUCCACUUUGUUCUCUGUUGUUAUCCCACUCGGAGAAGAGAAAUCCUGUUCUCUUGAAAUCUUCCCUCGCAGUGUUUUUAUUACUAAUGUGUUCAGUUGUUUUAAUACAAUGCGAUCGAAGUUG
Molecule: messenger RNA, 3324 nt
Organism: Daphnia pulicaria
Lineage: Eukaryota; Metazoa; Arthropoda; Branchiopoda; Diplostraca; Daphniidae
Product: transcriptional regulator ATRX-like
Exons: 12
Coding region: 688-3171 (827 amino acids)
Cellular component (GO): nucleus
Molecular function (GO): ATP binding; ATP hydrolysis activity; ATP-dependent chromatin remodeler activity
Source: RefSeq, a predicted model, not a curated record